Molecule: messenger RNA, 378 nt
Organism: Gryllus bimaculatus (two-spotted cricket)
Lineage: Eukaryota; Metazoa; Arthropoda; Insecta; Orthoptera; Gryllidae
Source: the annotation of a GenBank genome assembly
GCAGGGAUGGGCGCCGGCGGUCGGCAGGAGAGGAGACCAGCGCCGCGCCCGCGCGCCAAGCGGAAGCCACGAGUACUAUUCUCACAGGUAAAGAUCUGGUUCCAGAACCGGCGCUACAAGAACAAGCGUCAACGCACCCUCAUCGAGUCGGGGGCGGCGGCGGGCGCGGGCGGCGGCGCGGGGGCCGGCGGGGGCGGCGUGGGGGCGGAACGGCGGUGCGGGGGCGGGCGGACGGCCAGUGCCGCGCCGCUUCGCCGUCCCCGUCCUCGUGCGGGACGGCCGUCCGUGCAGCGCGGCGCCGCCGGGCCAGGAGCCCGCCCCUGUCAUUUAAUUAUUAUUCACAAAGUGAAAAUGAAAUGUUUCAUAUUAUCAAUAUGA